Prosopis cineraria is the source of this 766-nucleotide messenger RNA. Its product is annotated as elicitor-responsive protein 3. The transcript has 5 exons. The record is from RefSeq and is a predicted model, not a curated record. Bases 115 to 558 code for a protein of 147 amino acids. NCBI's taxonomy places the organism in Eukaryota, Viridiplantae, Streptophyta, Magnoliopsida, Fabales, Fabaceae.
CGUAGCUGGCGUUUCUUUUUAAGCAAACUGUGUUGCUAAGGCGUGGUAGAUCCCUGCAACUCCUCUCGGAUUCGCUACUUUUUCUAUUCAUUCUCUGCGAUCCAAUCAUUAAAGAUGCCUCAGGGAACCCUUGAAGUUCUUCUGGUUAGUGCCAAGGGUCUUGAGAAUACCGAUUUUCUUAACAACAUGGAUCCUUUUGUGAUCCUCACCUGUCGUACUCAGGAGCAGAAAAGCAGCGUGGCGUCAGGUAAAGGAUCUGAACCGGAAUGGAACGAGACUUUUGUUUUUAACUUGACCGGUGACGUUUCGGAACUCACAUUGAAGAUAUUGGACAGCGAUGUCGGCUCAAACGAUGAUUUCGUGGGAGAAGCAACCAUUCCUCUAGAUGCUUUGUUCACUGAAGGAAGCGUCCCAGCAACAGCAUACAAUGUUGUCAAAAAUGAGGAGUAUCGCGGGGAGAUUAGAGUUGGCCUCACUUUUACACCAGAAGAGAGCAGAAGCGAAUAUGCGGAUGAGGAAAGCUUAGGCGGGUGGAGGGAAUCUAGUUACAGAGACUAGAGAUAUACAGUGUUGUAUAUGUGAGGAUCUCUAAAUCAAUGGUGUCGUUUCGUUUGAAGAACUGCAUGCUUUGUGUUCAAGACUCGUCGUUUUGCAAAUUACCUCCGUGUUUUAUUAUUCCCCGUUCGUUUCGUUGCUUUUCUGUCCUGUCCUCAGAUGCCUACAACUUUUGUUCUUGAUCAUCAAUAAUAGUGACUACUUUUUACAA